Molecule: messenger RNA, 1104 nt
Organism: Ilyonectria robusta
Lineage: Eukaryota; Fungi; Ascomycota; Sordariomycetes; Hypocreales; Nectriaceae
Product: cell differentiation family, Rcd1-like-domain-containing protein
Exons: 4
Coding region: 1-1104 (367 amino acids)
Biological process (GO): negative regulation of translation; mRNA catabolic process
Cellular component (GO): CCR4-NOT complex; CCR4-NOT core complex; P-body
Source: RefSeq, a predicted model, not a curated record
AUGAUGCCCGCGGCGCACGUCUACGGACACCACCAGUUCACGCCCCAGGGCGCUGACCAGCCGUGGAUGCACCAGCAGUCCGCCGCCCACCAUCCCCAUGCGCAACAACAGCAACAGGCCGCCGCAGCCGCCGCCGCCGCCUCCGUGGUCCAGCAGCAGCAGCACUUCAGCCGCCUCGCCGCUGGCGGCCACUCGUCCGUCGGCGGCGGCCAGAUCCCCACCCACGCCCAGGAUGCCGCCCACGACAACGUCUCCGAGGACAACCGCCGCACCAUGGCCUAUAUUGCCGAUCUGCUCAACGAGAACACCCGCGAGGCCGCUCUCCUCGAGCUGAGCAAGAAGCGCGAGCAGGUUCCCGAGCUGGCCCUCAUCCUGUGGCAUUCCUUCGGCGUCAUGACCUCUCUGCUCCAGGAGAUCAUCUCCGUCUACACCCUCCUCAACCCUUCGCAGCUAACCGCCGCUGCUUCCAACCGCGUCUGCAACGCCCUCGCCCUCCUCCAGUGCGUGGCAUCCCACAACGACACCAGAACCCUGUUCCUCAACGCGCACAUUCCCCUCUUCCUCUACCCCUUCCUUAACACCACCUCCAAGUCUCGACCUUUCGAAUACCUCCGUCUCACUAGCUUGGGUGUUAUCGGCGCCCUCGUUAAGAAUGAUUCUUCCGAGGUCAUCAACUUCCUCCUCACAACCGAGAUCAUCCCUCUCUGCCUGCGCAUCAUGGAGACGGGCUCGGAACUUAGUAAGACCGUGGCCAUCUUCAUCGUCCAGAAGAUCCUCCUCGAUGAUAACGGCCUCAACUAUAUCUGCGCUACCUACGAGCGCUUCUACGCCGUCGGCACUGUCCUCAGCAACAUGGUUGCUCAGCUCGUUGAGUCCCAGACGGCUCGCCUCCUCAAACACGUUGUUCGGUGCUUCCUUCGCCUGAGUGAUAACGCCCGAGCCCGCGAAGCGCUCCGCCAAUGUCUCCCCGAACCCCUCCGAGAUGCCACCUUUUCUUCCGUCCUUCGAGAUGAUGCCGCCACCAAGCGGUGUCUGGCUCAGUUGCUCAUUAACCUCUCCGACAACGUGGUGGAUCCCGGCUCGACUGGCGUCUCCAACAUGUAA